Mesocricetus auratus (golden hamster) is the source of this 1048-nucleotide messenger RNA. It is a transcript of the gene Myl2, whose product is annotated as myosin light chain 2. Gene Ontology annotation, cellular component: cytoplasm; myofibril. Gene Ontology annotation, molecular function: calcium ion binding. Gene Ontology annotation, biological process: cardiac muscle contraction; heart development; muscle cell fate specification. The transcript has 6 exons. NCBI's taxonomy places the organism in Eukaryota, Metazoa, Chordata, Mammalia, Rodentia, Cricetidae. Bases 525 to 920 code for a protein of 131 amino acids. The record is from RefSeq and is a predicted model, not a curated record.
GGGUUCCUGGUGCUGGGCGGCAUGGCCAUCCACCCGUGUCCAUCGUUGCUCCGUGUCCCUGCGCAUUAACCGUGGAGAACUUCUUUCCAGGCGCCAAAGGGGGAAGGGCAGGGCUGCCCUCGACAGCGGGGCUGGGCCUUGCUGCAGGCGCCGCUGGUCCUAACUAGAGGGGUAAAAGUGAAGCCACUGGCCACGGCCAAGGAGGACAGGCUCAGAGUUGGGGGUGGGCUUGGGGAGGCGCUGGGGUCACAGGAGCACUUCCAGACGGGUUCUAAGGUGGUGCCUCUGCCCCUGCUAACUCAGAGGGCAGGGACACCGCCUCCUGUGGCUCACCUGAGUUACUCCUCACCGGUCACCACGGCGGAACCUCGGGAUACCUCUGUCGCCUCACAAAAGGGUGGCCCACGCUCCAUCUUGGUGGACUUGCUCCCUGUGUGAAAAUCCUGCCUUCAGGGUCCAUCCUGGCUGUGACAAGGAUUGAAGCAUUUCAGGGCUAAAGCGUAUUCCAACAUGCCUUCACAAUCAUGGACCAGAACAGAGACGGCUUCAUUGACAAGAAUGACCUGAGGGACACAUUUGCUGCCCUAGGACGAGUGAACGUGAAAAAUGAAGAGAUCGACGAGAUGAUCAAGGAAGCUCCAGGUCCAAUCAACUUCACCGUGUUCCUCACCAUGUUUGGGGAAAAGCUUAAAGGGGCUGACCCCGAGGAGACCAUUCUCAACGCAUUCAAGGUGUUUGACCCUGAAGGCAAAGGGUCGCUGAAGGCUGACUAUGUCCGGGAGAUGCUUACCACCCAAGCAGAGAGAUUUUCCAAAGAGGAGAUCGACCAGAUGUUCGCGGCCUUUCCCCCAGAUGUCACGGGCAAUCUAGAUUACAAGAAUUUAGUCCACAUCAUCACCCACGGGGAGGAGAAGGACUGAGCCCUGAGCCCUGAGCCAUAGUCUCCGGCGACCGACACCCUGCUAUCCAGCCCGGCCCCUGCUGCCCCAGCCUGCAGGUGCUCACCAUCCCAGGGUCAUGCGCAAAUAAACAGGAAGUCUUGGAUCUA